Molecule: messenger RNA, 1173 nt
Organism: Penicillium digitatum Pd1
Lineage: Eukaryota; Fungi; Ascomycota; Eurotiomycetes; Eurotiales; Aspergillaceae
Source: RefSeq, a predicted model, not a curated record
AUGUCCAAGGAAGACAAGGAACUGGGCUAUGUGCUGGGCACGGAAUCCGAUGGAACAGACUCUUUUGACACCAUCACUGCUCUGGUAGCCGCAGACCAUGCCCAUGAGAUCAAGCUUCGGACGAUGACAUGGCAGAAGACGGCCUGCUUGCUUGCCGGUGAGCAGGUUUGUCUGGCUAUUAUGGCACAAUCGUGGUCUCUCUCGGGUGUCUCACUCAGUGUUCUCGGAUGGGUUCCAGGGAUCAUUACGAUGGUCCUUUGCGGACUCCUAUUCUGGGUCACGUCCAUCACGAUGCAUAAGUAUAUCAUGAAGCAUCCUCAUAUCAUGGAUAUCUCCGCCUCCAUGGGUAUUGCAAUCCUCCUUUUCCUCAUUUUCGCCGGUAUCGAGAAAGCCCCUUUCUACGGAAACAGCGGCAACUACCCGACUGAAGGACCCGUGAAAACCUAUGCCUUCCCCUUACCAGGUACCACGUGGGUUGCUUGCAUGAACGCUGUGAUGAAUAUCACCUUUAUCUGGGUCCCCCAAAUUUUGUUCCCAACCUUCAUCUCCGAGAUGGAAAGACCACAAGAUUUCCCCAAAGCACUGGCCGUUCUCGCAGUGAUCUCUGCCAUCCUCUUCAUCGUCCCUUCCACCAUCGGAUUCCAUUUCCUAGGCCAAUAUUCUACAGCCCCAGCCUUUGGCAGUCUGGGAAUCGUCUCGGACAAGAAAGCGUCAUUCGGCUUCGUGAUCGUCCCUACCCUGAUUAUUGGUGCAAUCUACGCCAACGUGACUGGGAAGUUCCUCUACACUCGCAUCCUCGGCAAGUCUCGACAUUCCCACAGCCACACCGUGAUUGGAUGGGGCGUUUGGGGGAUCAUCAUGGUCGUGAUCUGGAUCCUUGGGUUUGUUUUCGCAGAGAUCAUUCCCAGCAUGGGUGAUUUCCUUUCCCUGCUGAGUGCGGCCUUUGAUUCGUUCUUUGGGUUCAUCUAUUUCGCCCUUGCAUACUGGCAAUUGAACCGGGGAGCCCUUUUCCGCGGUCUGGGGAGGACUGCCAUGACGGUGCUCAAUGUUUUCAUCCUGAUAGUUGGACUGUUCUUGCUAGGUCCUGGGAUGUAUGCAGCCGUGGAGGCGAUCAUUGCUGACUACGCGGGAGAUGUCACACCUGCCUUUACGUGUGCCAACAUGGCUAUCUAA